Molecule: messenger RNA, 6699 nt
Organism: Anguilla anguilla (European eel)
Lineage: Eukaryota; Metazoa; Chordata; Actinopteri; Anguilliformes; Anguillidae
Gene: dock1
Product: dedicator of cytokinesis 1
Exons: 53
Coding region: 168-5843 (1891 amino acids)
Biological process (GO): small GTPase-mediated signal transduction; cell migration
Cellular component (GO): plasma membrane; cytoplasm
Molecular function (GO): small GTPase binding; guanyl-nucleotide exchange factor activity
Source: RefSeq, a predicted model, not a curated record
UCAUUGUACCCCCUUGUGGUUCUCCCUGUUACUGGUGGAAAAUGGCGGCUCGGUGCGAUUCUCGGCACAAAUAGUAAAAACAUAAAGGCAGGAAAACUGGAGUCAUACAAGGAAAUACUGCAGCGUACUAUAUACAUCAACGAAAAAGUUUUUUCUAACUUGUGAUAAUGUCUCGCUGGGUCCCCACGAAAAAGGAAAAGUACGGUGUCGCUAUCUAUAAUUACGAUGCCAGAGCAGACGAGGAGCUGUCCUUACAGAUUGGAGACACUGUGCACAUACUGGAGACCUAUGAGGGCUGGUACAGAGGACACCUAUUGAGAAGGAAGUCAAAAAAGGGUAUAUUUCCUGCGUGCUACAUUCAUCUUAAGGAGGCAACGGUUGAAGGCAAUGGGCAAAAAGAGACGGUCAUCCCGAACGAGCUCCCCCUCGUCCAGGAGGUCACCGCUACCCUCCGUGAGUGGGCCUCCAUCUGGAGAGACCUGUAUGUGGGGGACAAGCGGGAGAUGUUCAACUCCGUCCGCGACAUGAUCUACGACCUCAUCGAGUGGCGGUCUCAAAUCCUGUCCGGCACCCUCCCGCAGGACGAGCUCACCGAGCUCAAGCAGAAAGUCACCUCCAAAAUAGAUUACGGCAACAAAUAUUUGGAUCAGGACCUGGUGGUGAGAGACAAGGAUGGGAACAUACUGGACCCAGAUCAGACCAGCACCAUCAGCCUCUUCCGAGCCCACGAAGCCGCGUCCAAACAGAUCGAAGACCGAAUCCAAGAGGAAAAGUCCCAGAAGCAAAAUAUCGAUCUGAGUAGGCAAGCCAAGUUCGCCUCGACCCCCUCCUUCGCCCUGUUCGUCACCCUGAAGAACGUGGUGUGUAAAAUCGGGGAGGACGCCGAGGUCCUCAUGUCCCUCUACGACCCCGUCGAGUCCAAGUUCAUCAGUGAAAAUUAUCUGGUGCGGUGGUCCAGUUCAGGGUUGGUGAAAGAUAUAGAUCAACUCCACAACCUGCGAUCAGUUUUCACCGACCUUGGAAGUGAGGACCUGAAGAGGGAGAAGAUCAGCUUUGUUUGUCAGAUUGUGAGGGUGGGGCGCAUGGAACUGCGGGACAAUAACACAAAGAAGCUGACGUCGGGCCUCCGCAGACCGUUUGGAGUCGCGGUAAUGGAUGUCACUGACAUCAUCACCGGCAAAAUGGACGACGAGGACAAGCAGCACUUCAUCCCGUUUCAGCCGCUAGCGCUGGAUGAAGCCAUCCACCACAAGCAGCUGAACAUCUCCCGUUUUUCACCCAGGGUGGCAGGGGAGAAUGACUUCCUACAGACAGUUAUCAACAAAGUCAUCGCCGCAAAAGAAGUCAAUCACAAGGGCCAAGGAUUGUGGGUAACCUUAAAACGUCUACCCGGAGACAUCCAUCAAAUCAGGAAAGACUUCCCUCACCUUGUGGACCGGUCCACGGCUGUGGCCCGGAAAAUGGGCUUUCCCGAAAUCAUCAUGCCAGGUGAUGUCCGGAACGACAUCUAUGUGACUCUGGUUCAGGGGGAGUUUGACAAAGGAAGCAAGACCACCCCGAAGAACGUGGAAGUGACCAUGUCUGUCUACGACGAGGAUGGAAAGAAACUGGAGAAUGUGAUAUUUCCUGGCGCCGGGGAUGAAGGGAUCUUGGAGUAUAAGUCUGUGAUCUACUAUCAGGUGAAACAGCCGCGCUGGUUUGAGACGGUCAAGGUCGCCAUCCCCAUCGAAGACGUCAACCGCAGCCACCUGCGUCUCACGUUCCGCCACAGGUCGUCUCAGGACUCCAAAGACAAAUCGGAGAAGAUAUUCGCCCUGUCGUUCGUGAAGCUGAUGAGGUACGACGGAACGACGCUGAGGGACGGGGAGCACGAUCUGAUCGUUUACAAGGCAGAAGCUAAGAAGCUGGAAGACUCCUCCCACUACCUGAACCUCCCGGCCACCAAGCUGGAGCUGGAGGAAAAGGGCUACUCCGUCACGGGCAAGAGCAUGCAGAACCUGGCCAGCUGCACCAUCACCAAGGACUCCUUCCAGAUCUCCACCCUGGUGUGCUCCACCAAGCUCACCCAGAACGUGGACCUGCUCGGACUGCUGAAGUGGCGCUCCAACACCAGCCUGCUGCAGCAGAACCUCAGGCAGCUGAUGAAGGUUGACGGCGGAGAGGUGGUGAAGUUUCUGCAAGAUACCCUCGAUGCGCUCUUUAACAUCAUGAUGGAGAACUCAGACAGUGACACGUUCGACACCCUUGUGUUUGAUGCACUGGUGUUCAUAAUUGGACUCAUCGCCGACAGGAAGUUUCAGCACUUCAAUCCCGUCCUUGAAACCUACAUUCGGAAGCAUUUCAGCGCCACCUUGGCUUACUUGAAGCUGACUAAAGUGCUGAAGAACUAUGUGGACAAUGCAGAGAAGCUGACUGAUUCGCUCUUGAAAGCCAUGAAGGCUCUGGAGUACAUCUUUAAGUUCAUAGUCCGGUCCAGGGUGCUGUUCAACCAGCUGUACGAGAACAAGGGAGAGGCCGACUUCAUGGAAUCCUUGAGGAGCCUCUUUACCUCCUUCAACGACAUGAUGAACAGCCACUCAGAUGGCACCAGUGGGGUGAAGCUCCUCUUGAAGGGUGCAGCACUGAAAUACGUCCCCACUAUCGUCAAUGAUGUCAAACUGGUCUUCGAUCCAAAGGAGCUCAGUAAACUCUUCACGGAAUUCAUCCUCAAAGUUCCGCUGGGGCGUCUGGUGAAGCAGAAGCUGAACUGCAUGAUCGACAUCGUUCACAGUGACCUCUUCACCCAGCACGACUGCAGAGAGAUCCUGCUGCCGCUGAUGACCGAUCAGCUGAAGUUUCACCUGGAGAAGCAGGAGGAGCUGGAGGCCUGCUGUCAGCUGCUCAGCAACAUCCUGGAAGUGCUGUACAGGAAGGACGUGGGCCCCACGCAGUGGCACGUGCAGAUCAUCAUGGAGAAGCUGCUGAGGACCGUGAACCGCACGGUCAUCUCCAUGGGCCGCGACUCCAAGCUCAUCGGCAGCUUCGUCGCCAGCAUGACAGCCACCCUGAGACAGAUGGAGGAGUACCACUACGCCCACUUGAUCAACACCUUCGGCAAGAUGAGAUCGGACGUGGUGGAUUUUCUGAUGGAAACAUUUAUCAUGUUCAAGGACCUCAUUGGGAAGAACGUCUACCCCGGCGACUGGGUCAUAAUGAACAUGAUGCAGAAUAAAGUCUUUUUGCGAGCGAUUAAUCAGUAUGCUGCUGUGCUGAACAAGAAGUUCCUCGAUCAAGCCAACUUCGAACUUCAACUGUGGAACAACUACUUCCACCUAGCCGUGGCGUACCUCACCCAGGAAUCCCUCCAGCUGGAGAACUUCUCCAGCGACAAGCGCGCCAAGAUCUUCCACAAGUACCAGGAUAUGAGGAGGCAGAUUGGGUUUGAAAUUCGAGACAUGUGGUACAAUUUAGGUCCUCACAAGAUCAAGUUCAUCCCUGAGAUGGUGGGUCCGAUCCUGGAGAUGACGCUGGUCCCGGAGAUCGAGCUGCGGAAGGCCACCAUCCCCAUCUUCUUUGACAUGAUGCAGUGCGAGUUCCACUUCACCCGGAGCUUCCAAAGGUUUGAGAACGAGAUCAUCACCAAGCUGGACCACGAGGUGGAAGGGGGCCGAGGAGACGAGCAGUACAAGGUCCUCUUCCAGAAGAUCUUGCUAGAGCACUGCAGAAAACACAAGUACCUGGCCAAGAGCGGGGAGAACUUUGUCACCCUGGUAGUGCGGCUGCUGGAGAGACUGCUGGACUACAGGACCAUCAUGCACGACGAGAACAAGGAGAACCGCAUGAGCUGCACCGUCAACGUGUUGAACUUCUACAAGGAGAUUGAAAGGGAAGAGAUGUACAUCAGGUACCUGUACAAGCUGUGUGACCUGCACAAGGAGUGUGAUAACUACACCGAGGCUGCUUACACCCUCCUCCUCCACGCCAAGCUUCUCAAGUGGUCUGAAGAGGCCUGCGCAGCCCAUCUAACCCAGAGAGAAGGCUACCAGGCAGCUACGCAAGGACAACUGAAGGAUCAGCUCUACCAAGAGAUAAUCAAUUACUUUGACAAGGGCAAGAUGUGGGAAGAGGCCAUUAUUUUGGGGAAGGAGCUCGCCGAGCAGUACGAGAAUGAGAUGUUUGACUUCGAGCAGCUGAGCGCCUCAUUACGCAAGCAGGCCCAGUUCUAUGAGAACAUCGUGAAGGUGAUCAGGCCGAAGCCGGACUACUUCGCCGUGGGAUACUACGGCCUGGGCUUCCCCUCCUUCCUCAGGAACAAGAUGUUCAUCUACAGGGGGAAGGAGUACGAGCGCAGGGAGGACUUCGAGGCCCGGCUGCUCACCCAGUUCCCCAACGCGGAGAAAAUGAAGACCACCACCCCGCCCAGCGAAGACAUCAAGAACUCCGCCGCACAGUGUAUUCAGUGUUUUACAGUAAAGCCAAUCUUGGAGCUUCCGCCAAAGUUUCAGAACAAGCCGGUAUCCGAGCAAAUUGUGAGCUUUUACACCAUUAAUGAAGUCCACAAAUUCCAGUAUUCCAGACCAGUUAGGAAGGGUGAGAAGGACCCAGACAAUGAAUUUUCGAACAUGUGGAUCGAGAGGACCACUUACGCGACAGCCUACAAGCUGCCCGGAAUCCUGCGGUGGUUUGAAGUCGUGUCCUUCUCGACGGAGGAGAUCAGCCCACUAGAGAACGCCAUGGAGACCAUGCAGCUGACCAAUGAGAAAAUCAACAACAUGGUGCAGCGACACUUGAAUGACUCCAACCUUCCCAUCAACCCCCUCUCUAUGCUUUUGAAUGGCAUUGUGGAUCCAGCUGUAAUGGGUGGCUUCGCCAACUAUGAGAAGGCCUUCUUUACUGAGAAGUACUCGCAGGAGCACACUGAGGACCUGGACAAGAUUGAGAAGCUGAAGGACCUGAUCGCCUGGCAGAUCCCGUACCUGGCGGAGGGCGUGCGCAUCCACGGGGAGAAGGUGACGGAGGCGCUGAGGCCCUUCCACGAGAGACUGGAGGCCUGCUUCAAGCAGCUGCGCGAGAAGGUGGAGAAGCAGUAUGGAGUAAAGGCACUGCAGCCAGGCAUUGAUGAGAGGCGGGGUAUUCGUCCUCGCUCCAUGGUGCGCUCCUUCACCAUGCCCUCCUCCCAGAGACCCCUCUCCGUGGCCUCCGUCACCUCCAUCUCCUCCGACAACUCGCCCUCCAGACCGGGCUCUGACGGCUUUGCCCUGGAGCCCCUCCUGCCAAAGAAGCUGCACUGCAAGUCUCAGGACAAGCUGGACCGCGAGGAGCCGGAGCGAGAGAAGAAGGAGAGGAAGAAGGAGAAGAGGAACAGCAAGCACCAAGAGAUUUUCGACAAGGAGCUGAAGGCCGCCGAGAUCCCUCCGCAGCCCGCGGAGGCUGUGAUUCUGUCAGAGACGAUCAGCCCCCUCAGGCCCCAAAGACCAAAGAGUCAGGUGAUCAAUCUGCAGACAGGAGACCGCCGGCUCUCUGUGUCCCCGGGGCCCCCCACGCCCACUCCGGGGCCCCCUCCCAUCACCCCUCGAGUCAAGCUGUCCUUCAGCCUGCACACAGGCUCCAAUCUGGAGCUCAACGGCAUGGGCUGCCAGGAGAAAGGAGAGACCCCGCCCCCUCUGCCCGUAAAGUGCAGCAUGGGCGAUUACGGGAACCUGGUGGAUAAUCAAGACCUGACGACUCCUACUACGCCUCCCCCGCCCCCUCCGCAUCAAAGGCAUCUGCCACCCCCAUUGCCCAGCAAGACUCCACCCCCUCCCCCGCCCCCACCGAAGACAACGAGGAAGCAGACGUCCAUCGAUUCGGGAAUCGUACAAUGAACAAAGACAAGAGUACAAUGCGAAUAACCCACCUUCCCCCCCUCGCUCUCCCAAAAGUCAGAGCUGUGAUAUUUUAUUUCUGCUAUUCUUACCUCCACUCCCUCCACCCACUCACAGCUUGACGAGAUGAAUACCUCAUUCAGGCCUGCUCAAAUAUUUCUUGUUCUUUUUUUUGUUUUGUUUUUUUAAAUUCUUUCGGUGCGCUGAUGCUGCCUGCCGAAGGGAAUCUCUCCUCUAGCACAGAAUAUUAAUCGGGUCUCCAACUGCUGAGUCUUCCCUGUACAGCUCCGAACCUACAGUGCAGACGCAGUUCGAAAGGAGCUUUUACCAACUCUUUUUUACACACUGACCAAGAAGCUCGUGAGCAGUACAGAGACGGGGGUUGAUUGCUUUUGACUGAAUCGUAAUGUUCUGCUUGUGUUUUCCCCCAAGUGCCCAGUAUGUACAGAGGUUUGUAUAUAUGAUUUUAUGACCUUUUUGAACAGCAAAUUUUAUGAUGCAUUUUUUUUUUGUAUUAACACGGCAUUAGGUUAACUGGCAAACAUAUUCCAAAAAGGGCUUCUAGUGUUCUAAAUGACAGGGAUUGUAAAGAACUGGUAUGCAAGUGCCUUUACUACGGAUCUUAUUUAAUAAUGGGGUUUUGGAGUGUAUACAACUAACUCCGUUCGUAUUAGUACUGUAUAGGACUUGUAAUAGAUUGCUGUAACCAUGGACUUCAAUAAUAUUGACCAUUCCAAAUUCACUACUGACUUCUGAAUAAACUCUUAAAAAUGUAUGUAUUUUAAAAAAAUGAUUGUGCACUUUUUUCAGUUUGUAGAUUGUCAGUCUCAGUCUAAUAAAAGCCAGUGACACAGUC